UAGUUUCAAAGGAAAAGAGAAAGAAGAUGCGAGCUUAGUAGAAAUUACGAGUGAUGACGGAGCGGCAAUACAAAGCACGACGAUGACUCAGAAAGAAUAUAAUGAAAUGUUGGAUAGUGCUGAUGAGGAUUGGAAAAGGAAUAAAUGUUAUAAUCAUAUGCAUAGAUUCUAUGCGAGAAAAUUUGUUUCUAAUGGGUGA
Acaulospora morrowiae is the source of this 199-nucleotide messenger RNA. The record is from the annotation of a GenBank genome assembly. NCBI's taxonomy places the organism in Eukaryota, Fungi, Glomeromycota, Glomeromycetes, Diversisporales, Acaulosporaceae.